Molecule: messenger RNA, 1266 nt
Organism: Triticum dicoccoides
Lineage: Eukaryota; Viridiplantae; Streptophyta; Magnoliopsida; Poales; Poaceae
Product: B3 domain-containing protein Os03g0620400-like
Exons: 5
Coding region: 1-1266 (421 amino acids)
Molecular function (GO): DNA binding
Source: RefSeq, a predicted model, not a curated record
AUGAGCAACCAUUGCGAAUGCUGCGAGAGGAUGAUAAGAUUCAUCAGGAAAACAUGCUGUGAGAGGAUGAAGGCUGCCUCUGAUGUUAAAAGAACAAGCAGUCGCUAUGUUGGUAAUUCAAGCAGUUCUCGAGAUGGCGCUACUCAGUCGUCAGCAGGGGAAGGUUCAGAUUCAGAUGGAAGCCAGAAGGAAAGCUCGUACUGUUACACAAAAUCAGCAAAGAUGCCUGCAAUAUUUUCUUCUGAAGAAUUCUCAGGUUGGUGCUAUCUUACAGAAGCAGAGAAGUUGAAAAUACAUGCACUUGUAGAGAAAAUUCAAUCUGAAAUCCCGGUGCUUGUUGUACGGAUGAAGAAGACAAAUGUAACCAUUGGCGAUCUGGUAAUAUAUAAGGAUUACGCGCUCAAGUACUUCCCAUGUGAAGCUACAAAUAUCAUACUCCAGCUGCCUAGUAAGAACAAGGAAUGGAAGUGCAGAUUGUAUGUCAGGAAAUCAGGCUUGCCUAAUAAUGCAGGUCGGCGCAACCUUUAUUUUGGCAAAUUUGUCCGUGACAACUGUGUUCAAGAGGGAGAUAUCUGCCUCUUUCAGCCAAUAUCAAAGGUUAAGGAAGAAAGCUUCAGAGUAAUUGUCCGUCUGCUUCGGCAAGAGAGCAUUCAUGGUUCCCCUGGUGGAAGAGCAGGUAUGGCGCACACGGCUACUGACAGAAGGACAUGCGCAAAGAUGGCGUUAACAGCCCGUGUUAAGGAGGAACCAGCUACCGAUGGUGAAGAUACGUCAUCUUUGGGAUCUGAAGAGGAUGGAGACAAUUCUGAGGGAGCUUCUGAGACCCCCUUCAUACUGCCACGGAGAGCCUCUGUAACGGCAGCACUGGAGCAGAAAGUGCGGGAGAAAGUAGAAGCCAUUGAGUCGACAGUACCAGUUUACGUCGCGAUCCUCAAUAGGUCCAAUGUUGGUUAUGACAAUUUCACCACCUUCCUAACAUUUGGCGCGAAGUACGCGUCAAGGUAUCUCAACAAGAAUUAUGGUGCUGCGCAUCACGGAAAGAAGAACAUGAUCAGUUUGGUGCUUCAGCGGGAGGGGAAGAGCAGGACAUGGAACACGGAGCUGCGACGCAGGGUGGAUCGGACAUCGAUCCUCAAAGGAUGGGCGUCUUUCGCCCGUAGCAACCGCCUGCGGGAGGGCGACCUCUGCCUCUUCAAGCUAAUGGAGAGCGUGGAGCCGCUGAAGAUGAUGGUUUACAUCAUUCGCCGAGAGAAGUUCUUAGCUUGA